CAACUCUCUUCAAGACACGAAUAAAUAAAUUGUUGAGCGGAGAAUUGGAAGUUGUGUUUAUAGAGGCAGAUUUCUUAUGACAUAUUUAAUUCAAGUUAUACUGCUAUAAAAAUGUCAUCUUGGAAAAAAGCAUCUAAGAGUAACCAGAAAGUUCAUCGCGAACGUCAUCAACCAGAAUCCCGUAAACAUUUGGGUUUACUCGAAAAAAAGAAAGACUACCAAAGGAGAGCACGUGAUGCGGAACGCAAAGCGAAAACAUUGCACUUAUUGCACAAACGCGCCUUAAAUAAAAAUCCGGAUGAGUUUUAUCAUCAUAUGAUACGUUCCAAACUAAAGGAUGGGCAACAUCAUGAACAAGAUGAAAGCGAAAAGGAUGAGCAUAGCAAGGAACAGAUAGCGUUGAUGCAGACGCAAGAUCUAAAAUAUGUAACUAUGAAACGCACAAUAGAGACCAAAAAAAUCAAACGUUUGCAGUCGCAACUACACAUGAUCGAUUUUGCUAAUACAGUUCCUAAUACACAUAUUUUCUUUGUCGAAGACGAUAAUACGAAUGAUGGCACAGUUGCAGAGUCCACAGAAUUCGAUUUAGCUAAACAUUUAGACACACACCCUGAUCUUAUAGAACGCAAAACAAAUAGGCCGAGGCUGUCCCAUCUUGACAAAAUUAACCUUACAGUACUAAAUCCUUAUGAAAUCAAAAAAGCGAACGCUUUAAAACAGCAGGCUUAUCAAGAAUUAACGAAACGUAUAGAGCGAGAAAAAGAGUUGGCUAUAGUGCAACAAAAGUUGGCAAUUAAAAAAGCUUUGCAACAACCUCGUUUACAAAAGCCGAAAAAAAUACAGAAAGGAACCAAGGAUGCUCCCCCAGUUUAUGAAUUUAAAUAUGAACGAAAAAAGUGAAAUGCUUUAAUCUGUGAACUAUAUAUAUCUCUUAAAGUUUUAAUCUAG
Glossina fuscipes is the source of this 948-nucleotide messenger RNA. RefSeq names its product probable U3 small nucleolar RNA-associated protein 11. The transcript is spliced from 2 exons. The record is from RefSeq and is a predicted model, not a curated record. Gene Ontology annotation, biological process: rRNA processing. Lineage: Eukaryota; Metazoa; Arthropoda; Insecta; Diptera; Glossinidae. Gene Ontology annotation, cellular component: small-subunit processome; nucleolus. Bases 112 to 900 code for a protein of 262 amino acids.